UAUAUAAAAUCAUGAUUGAUUUCUUCUCUAAAUUUAGUUAAUGUUCCGGUGUGAGAAGAACACUAUCUAUUAUAAAUAGAGGAGAUUUGAGCAAGGCGCAAAUGCAAAAACAUAGAGAACAAUGAAGACUACAAUUUUAUUCAUCCUCACUUCCCUUGUCUAUGCCUUCAUCAUCACUGACCUUCCAUCAGCCUUAAUCUCACAACAUGCUAAACAAGUGAAGGACACAAAUGGAAACCCCAUUCUCCCUGGUAGCAGAUACCUCAUCUUGCCAGCUUUUCGUAGCGCAGAUGGUGGAGGAAUCAGUCUAGGCAGAACUACCGCAAACUCAGAGUGCCCCGUUACUAUACAACAAGACUAUUUUGAGGUUGUGACAGGUCUUCCAGUGAAAUUUAGCAUUGCGGGAGUGGAUAUAAGCACCGGUGCCAUCCUUACCGGCACUCCACUUGAUAUUGAAUUUGCGGAGAAGCCAGAGUGUGCCACAUCCUCCAAGUGGCAUUUUGAAGGUGAUGAUUUCCCUAGAGAAUGGGUUGAUAUUGGUGGUGUUCAUCAUGAGAACCGUAGUGUCUUGAAUGGUUCGUUUAAAAUUGAGAAAUAUUGUUUUGCAUACAAGCUUGUGUUCUGCCCCAUUUUUACUUCCCCACUUGGUCUUUGUUUUGAUAUUGGAAGGCAAGAUGAUGAUAACAAUGGAAGGCGUCUCAUCCUUACCGAAGAAGGUGAUCCUGCAUUUCGAGUUGUCUUCGUUCAUGCUGAUGUUGAUGAUGCUGCCAAUAGAAUUAGCUCCAUACUUUAAUUUCAAUGCACGCACUCACCCACCAAUACACAUGUUUGAUGUUGUUAUUAAAUAACUUGUUUCAUACCCUUUUUGUGUGCAUGGUUGGGAUCUGUGGAGCCAAUUUGAGUUCCGGUCCCUCAAAAAUAAGAAAAACUGGGUUUUAGUCCCUGAUCUGACACGCCUGCACUUAUGUCAGAUGCCAGGUCAAUUGUCAUCUUACU
Messenger RNA from Lotus japonicus, 996 nucleotides. Its product is annotated as kunitz-type trypsin inhibitor-like 2 protein. Lineage: Eukaryota; Viridiplantae; Streptophyta; Magnoliopsida; Fabales; Fabaceae. The coding region runs from base 122 to 793 and encodes 223 amino acids. The transcript has a single exon. The record is from RefSeq and is a predicted model, not a curated record. Gene Ontology annotation, molecular function: endopeptidase inhibitor activity.